Messenger RNA from Schistocerca cancellata (South American locust), 2247 nucleotides. Its product is annotated as receptor-binding cancer antigen expressed on SiSo cells. The coding region runs from base 528 to 1160 and encodes 210 amino acids. The record is from RefSeq and is a predicted model, not a curated record. Lineage: Eukaryota; Metazoa; Arthropoda; Insecta; Orthoptera; Acrididae. Gene Ontology annotation, cellular component: secretory granule. The transcript has 4 exons.
CUAAAAAGCGAAGACGUGGAGCUCCGAUAUUCGGUCAAAAGAAGAGAACUGUGAAGCGUGCAAGUGGUAGCGGUUGGCAGGACAUGAUUGAGAUCCUUGUGUUUGUCAUUGUUUACAUCGCGGGAACGUCUGUGCCGUCAUUUAUUAAAACAGUUUAGUCCCGCCAGGCACGUACGGUUUAAAACGUUUUAGUUUACCUGUAUUACUGUAUUAGAGAAAAACGUUGUAAUCCACGAAACCAUGAUAACUUUUGCGCGUCAUUAUUUGACAAUGAAAAUUCUGUGUGAUAUUAUUGAAAAAUUGUAAUAAAUAACAGAAGCACGGGAUUUUGCGUCCGCAAUGGAAUGCAAAAUGUUACGCCAGCAAGUAUUCCCGCUUACCCGCUAGUAUGUUGCUGCCCUAGGUUCCAUACUCUCAUUUUAUGGUAGAUUAGAACGAGACCGAUGUUUACUUGUGCAGUGUAACACCAUAGAACUGUAACAAGUCAAGGGACAAAUAUAUUGUUUUAGGCAUUUUGUGCAUCAAUAAUGUUUCAGUUUGUUUGCAAUAGAAUAAAGACUAUGUUGCUGAUGUUUCUCGGCAUUGUCAAGCGUGCUUUGUGCUGCCUCCGUCGACGACGACGGCUUUCUGGUGACCCCGUACCACUGACUGCAGUCGGUGUUGUUCCUAACACCAAUACAGUUGAAAAUGACGUUCAAGAGUUCCAGAACUGGAAUUCCUGGCCUGAUGGCCCAGAUUCUGUAGUUGCAGAAAAAGCACAAACAAAUCCUAUUCAGCAGAAAAUUGAAAUGUACCGCCAGAAAGUAAAACAAACUGAAAACUUGGAGCCUGAGGAAGAACCAGACUUCUUUCAGGACAUGACGCCUAGAAUAACAAAACAGCCAAAAAUUGUACUUAAAACAGAAACGGAAUCAAGGUGGAAUGAUGGUGUUUCACCCCGCUUGACAUUGGAUGCUGAUUCAAUUGGAUUUCCUACAGCAGAGCUAGAGACAUGGGAAGAAGGCUCUGGUUGGGAGGAUCAGAGUAAAGGUGGAUGGGACACAGCUGAUGCACUUCGUGAAAAAAGACGCCAAGAGCGCCAGCAGCGUGCUUUGGAAUUACAACAGAAAAAGCAACAGCAGCAACGGGUUACCGGCCUUGGUCUGCGCAUUGCUAGCUGACAGUAUUGGUACUCGCAUAAAUAUAUUUGGCAUUUGGGCAUGUCAAUUUUUCUUCAGAUCAUGCCAAGCAAAUUCCAUUUCUGCUAUUUCUCUGGGACUGCAAAGAACAGCUCACUUGCAGCUUUAUUUCUUUGAUUCUGCUUUGACAAUCAUGGAAAAUAUCAUUCCAUUCACAAGUGCAGUAUUGUUGAUUUAUGGAAGGUCUGAAUUACAAACAUGAUUUGUAUUUGUAAUGUAAGGGGUGUGAAUGUGCAUAGAUGUGUAUAUACAUGUGGGUGAUUGUGCAUUCAUGAGCAUGUGUGCACGCACAGUUAACUGCAUAAUGACUGUCUCAAAAAGAAUGUAAAAUAAUAUGGCACUGGUCACAUUCUUGUUUGAUUGUAAGUAAGGUUGUUAGAUUAUUGUGUGCUGUUUUAAAAAUAUUAUUUGUGGUUUAUUGUUAAAAGGGGCAAUAUCUUGUCAAGUUUCUUGGUCUCUGUUCACAUAAUUUUUAUUUACAAUGUAGAAGCAUUUUACUGCUAAAAAUGUGAUAUCUCCUGCAUUUUCAUGUGUAACAGCUGUUUUGUAAGAGGUUGUUGAUAGGUACUGAUCUUUGAUUAAAGUUACAAUUUGUUAAUAAUGAUCUGUCAUGAAGAAAAUCCCUAUGCCUUUCAGAGAGCAUUGGAAACAGUUACAGUUAAUAAGACAACAUACUUUAUUUGAGCUUAUUUUAAAGCCGUAAAGUUAUUUUUUUGAUGAUGAAGUAACAACAUUUGAAGUACUGGAUGGCAUUAGUUUUAUUCUUCAGUAGCUACAAUUAAAAAAUGAAGGGAAGAGAGAAAUUGAAGCAGUUGACAAAAGGUACAGAAAUAAAUCUUAAUAAAUAUUAACAAACCCACAAUAGGAGUGAAAUACAUCAUUUCACGUGACUUGGAGGGUAUGAGAGUCUAGAAAGUAAAUAAUGUGCUGUAGUUUAGAAGACCUUCACUUGAUUAGUGAGCUACUAUGAUAAACAUAAAUUAAUUGUGUCUGCAAAAAACAUUUGGUCAGAAGACAGAGGUGUAAAGAAAAUGCAUAUAUGUAAAUAAAUAUUUAGCAUGUAACUUUA